AAAUCGGAGACACUAGGGGUGGUAACUUUACCCGGAUUCGAGUCUUCGACGUCGACGUGCACCGAGAGCUAUGCGCUUUGGUCGCAAAUGAUAUUUGCGAGACUGGCCUCAAGGGCUUCCCUGUUGGGUAAGUGCUUCGAACAGAGUGAUACUCGGAGCCGACAUUCGACAGCAUGCAUGAGAAUGAGAGAGCUAGGCCGCGGCCAGUCAGUCGUCUUUUGUGUCCCUCCCGAGAUUCAAUAUAAUAUUCGUGCCAUGGGCACAAAGUCCAAUAGUUCGCAUAUCACCGUGUCGGAUAUUCUCACCUGGGCUGUUUCAGAGACCUGGAUUGACACCACGAAGAGAUACCGCUAUGGUUUACACAAGGUCAACGAUGCGCGAAGCAGACAACUUUGUGGAAUGAAAGUCGUACCAACGACGGGAUCUGUAUGUCCGUUGAACAAGCGACAGACUUCCUAGAAGAGGAAGCACAGUCCUUGGGGCAAAGAUAUAAACCCUUCGAGGGCCAUAAAAUUCUUCCAAAAUCCAUGGAAAUUUGUAACGGCUUGGACCCCGAUAUUCCAACCUGCAUCAUAGAGCGUUAUCGAGGGAUCGGCGAUGUGCUCUCCAGCAGUAUAAGGAUGGAUGAGGAACAGGAACGGGAACCAUCACCGGAGAUUCAACCACAGAGACAAGUGCAGAGGCCUCUAAAAGCUCAGCCGGUGGAGCACUCUAUUCAUCCUGGU
Messenger RNA from Paecilomyces variotii, 725 nucleotides. RefSeq lists its product as hypothetical. Lineage: Eukaryota; Fungi; Ascomycota; Eurotiomycetes; Eurotiales; Thermoascaceae. Bases 88 to 459 code for a protein of 123 amino acids. The transcript has a single exon. The record is from RefSeq and is a predicted model, not a curated record.